AUGUUACUUUCGACAACAGCGUCGAACUCAACGUUCGCAUAUAGACUGAAAGAAGCUCAGUUGAAAAUAUCAUCAAACAAAAUGCCACGAGGUGAAAGAAAACGAGAUCAUAAUGAAGCGAAUAUACAUGCGAAUUCGAUGAGUACUAAUGUAUACUCAUUGAAAGAUAGUAUAAGUCUUCAUAGUUCAUUGAAUGCAGCAUUUGUUCUUUAUCAAGUUUUAUUGCAACGAAUUCUACACGGCAACGAUCUGGAGCUGAUCGAAGGAUCAUCACUAACGAAAUACUUUGAGCCCGAAGACAAAAAUGAUCGACAAACAAUGAAAGAAUUUGAUGCAAAUUAUUGUUCAUCAGAAGCUAUCUAUUGGUAUACGAGAGAAUCGUGUAUUCAUAAGAUACUUAAUCAAGCUUUACAAAUGCAGAAUAUUGAUGAUAUUAUUCCAUUUGGACAAUUUAUGAAAGAUUUAGAUGCACAAUUAACCGAAGAACAUAAACUAUUCGUUAAAGAGCAAGACGCAACAACAAUUCAAGUUUAUCGCGGACAACUUAUCAGUAAGGAUGAGUUGAACCGUCUUAAAACAACGCAAGGACAAUUACUAUCAAUGAAUUCAUUCUUAUCAACAAGUACGAAUCGAGAAAAGGCUAUCGACAUUAUUAUAAAUCGAUCAGCACCACCUAACGAGAAUUCAGUAUCAAUUUUAUUUGAAUUUGUCAUUGAUUUAUGUGCACCGCCAAGCUCAUAUGCAGAUAUUCGCCAUUUAAGUGCGUUCUCCGAUGAUGAAGAAGUUCUUUUCAUGUUUGGAUCAAUUUUCCGUCUCGAACACAUUUCUUAUGACAAACAUUUGAAAAUUUGGAUUGCAAAUGUAACAUUAUGUUCGCCGAAUGAUGCAGAUGUGAAAGAAUUUAGAACAACUUUGGAACAUCAAUUGGAAGGACAAAACCAAUUGAUUGCACUCGGAAACUAUUUCAUACAAAUGAUGAAAUAUGAUCAAGCGGAAGACUUUUACCAAAAGAUUUUAAAUAAUAAAUUAACGAAUAAUCCUAUUGAACUUGCUUAUUGUUACCAUGGUCUUGCACAAGUGAACGAGAAAAAAGGAGAAUAUCAAUAUGCCAUUCGAAAUUUAAAUAAAGCGCUUGGAUAUCUUUUGGAAAAUUCGGAUGAAAACCAAGAAGAUCAUCCACUCAUUUCUCAAUCAUAUAACGAUCUAGCGAAAGUUUAUGCUAAAGACAUGAAUUACAUUUCAGCUUUUCAAUAUUACGAGAAAGCCUUGGAGACAAUUAACAAUGUUCCAUCGACAACUUACGCUGGUCUUGCACAAAUGCAUUUUCAACUUGAAAACUACUAUCUUGCCCUACAAUAUCUCCGGCAAGCUCUAGAAAAUCAUCCGCCAACCGCAUUUGCACUGAUUGCUAAUACGUAUAUUGACAUGGGAAAAGUAUUUGCCAAAAUCAAUCGAAAAGAUCGAGCGCUAGACAUGUUCGAUCGAGCAAUGAAAGCUCAACUAAAACUUUUAGAUACGGACCAUCCUGAUAUUAGUUAUACAUAUUCGGCGAUGGCGAUAAUGUAUUCUGAAAUGGACGAUCAAGAUACGGCUUUAGAACUAAUGGAUAAAGCUUUUCACAUACAAUUAGAUUCUCUUCCAAAUGAUCAUUCGGACUUUGCCGAUACUUAUCGACACUACGGUGAUAUUUAUGUGAAAAUAGAUGAUUUAGACAAAGCUUUAGCAUAUUACUACAAGUCACUUGAAAACCAAUUCAAAACACUUCAAUGGAACCAUCCAGCGAUUGUGUUAACUUAUAUCACAAUUGGUAAUGUAUAUCGAAAAAUGAAAGAUUAUAAACAAGCAUUAACCUACUUUCACAAAGUCCUUGAUAGUGAACUAACACGCAAGAAUUUUGGUGAUCCGACAUUAAGUCAAGCAUAUAAAACACUUGGCGACGUCUACCUUGACAAGAACGAUAGUGAUCAAUGUCUGAACUACUAUCUUCAAUACCUACAGAAUGAACUACAAACCAAAUUGCACGAACAUAUGUCAUUAGCGGAAACAUACCGUACUGUUGCCAAUAUCUACUUCAAAAAGCGUCUUUUAAGUGAAGCAUUAUUGUAUUAUAAUCGACUGUUAGAUUGUUACUUACAAAAAAAACCAUUCGACGAAACCAUAAUUCAUGAUAUUUAUAUGACGAUCGGAAAAGUUUACUUGAAAAAGAAUCGUAUUACUGAUACUUUGUUGUAUUACGAGAAAUUGAGUAAUAAAUCAACGAAUAGCAAAUACGAUGAUAUCAAUAAUAUUCAUUUCGAGAAACGGCAUUUGGAUCAAGUAUUGAAUUAUUAUGAAAAAUAUCUCAAAGAACAAAUUCAAACUCGUUCAGCAACGGAUUCAUCAUUGGCUGAUGUUUAUCAAAUCUUGGGAAGCAUCUGUUUAGAAAAACGGAAUCAUGAUAAAGCACUAGAUUAUCUUUUAAAAUUGUUAGAUAUCAAAUUAAAUAAAAAAGCACCACAAAAUCCCGUCUUAUCCGAAUUAUACGAAAUUAUUGGCUCAAUUUAUUUACAAAAGCAAGAUUAUAACAAGGCUCUAGUUUAUUUCAACCAAUUUCUCGAUUGUCAACUAUUGUUGAAACCAUUUAGUCAUCCAUUGAUAAUCAAUGUUUAUAAAACAAUUGGAAAAAUUUAUCUCCGGAAGAAUCCAUUUGAUUUAACGUCGAAUUAUCUUAAUCGAAAUGCAUCAAUCAGUUCCAAACUCAAUCUUAAAACUAUUCACGCAGAAAAACGUCAUUUAGAACGAACAAUUAUCUAUUUUUACACAUUACUCAAAGCACAAAUUGAAAACAAAAACCAUCCGAUCAAAGAUUUUACUUCAGAACAAAUCUACACGAUCAUUGCCAAUAUAUUCUUAGAAAAACAAGAUACCAAUCAAGCUUUAGUGUAUUAUCAUCAACUACUCCAUUAUCAAUAUCGAAAAAACCCAUAUGAAUAUACAAUCUUAGGUCAAACAUAUGAAAUCAUAGGUAAAAUCUUUCAUAAACAACGAAAUCUAACGAAGGCUCUACAAAACUAUCGUCAAUCGUUGUCUCUAUAUCAACAAGCCAAUCCAAAAAAUCAACGUCUGAUCAAUAAUAUGAAAUUUCACAUUCGUGAAAUUAUCACACCGUUUUGA
Messenger RNA from Adineta ricciae, 3153 nucleotides. NCBI's taxonomy places the organism in Eukaryota, Metazoa, Rotifera, Eurotatoria, Adinetida, Adinetidae. The record is from the annotation of a GenBank genome assembly.